Messenger RNA from Gongylonema pulchrum, 774 nucleotides. NCBI's taxonomy places the organism in Eukaryota, Metazoa, Nematoda, Chromadorea, Rhabditida, Gongylonematidae. The record is from the annotation of a GenBank genome assembly.
AGCGUUGUGCUGUUUUAUUCUAUGCGAGGUGGUUCUCGUCGUCCGUCAUCCCUCUUCACUAACCGUCUUUUGCUUGGUCUCGUCAACUGUUGCUUUCCCGGUGCUUGCAGCUCGAGAGCGAGGCUUCAGAUGGCCGAUCCCGUUGUUGUACCACCACGUGAGAAGCACACAGCCACUAUAAUCUUCCUUCAUGGACUUGGUGAUACGGGCUAUGGCUGGUCGCCAGUGUUCCAAAGCGAAAUUCGACACGAUCAUAUCAAAUACAUCUGCCCCCAUGCGCCAGUAAGACCAGUGGCACUGAACUGUGGUAUGGAAAUGCCAGCGUGGUUUAAUCUUUUUGGGAUAACUCCGGAUGCGGAAGAGGACGAUGAGGGCAUCGCCGAAUCCACGAUGAUCGUACAUUCGAUUAUCGAGGCUGAAAUUCGUUCAGGCAUACCGGCAGAGCGUGUGAUGUUGGGCGGCUUCUCAAUGGGAGGUGCACUGGCAUUGUAUGCUGGAAUAACAUAUGACAAGCCACUUGCUGGAAUCAUUGCAUUAAGUUCAUUUUUGGUGCAACGAACCAAAUUGCCUGGAAAUCAUACAGCGAACAAGAAUGUCCACAUAUUCAUGGGUCACGGUGGUCAGGAUUUCUUAGUGCGUCUUUCUUUCGCUCAGAUGACCGAGGCGUUUAUCAAGGCUUUCAAUCCAAACAUACGGUUAAAUGUGUAUCCAAAGAUGCUCCAUAGCAGCUGUCCUGAGGUAAUCUCAUUUUUUUUUUCAGUCAUAUCAAAAUGA